This is a messenger RNA of Chlamydomonas reinhardtii, 2614 nucleotides long. RefSeq lists its product as uncharacterized. Lineage: Eukaryota; Viridiplantae; Chlorophyta; Chlorophyceae; Chlamydomonadales; Chlamydomonadaceae. The record is from RefSeq and is a predicted model, not a curated record. The coding region runs from base 94 to 2262 and encodes 722 amino acids. Gene Ontology annotation, molecular function: metal ion binding. The transcript has 10 exons.
GCAGUCCCAUGCAUUUCCGCUCGCUGUAUUUGUAAACCUCUACAAACUGGACUUGCUGGCUUGUCUUCUGGCGAUCGUGGCUCAAACACCGGCAUGCACGCGCCACGCGUGCACAGCAAGUCUGGCCUAUGGCGCACAAGCCACUUAAACAGCGCCACUGGCUCACGGCUAUGCGUUGGCGCCGGCGAGGGGCUGUCGGCGUGGCGCGGCCAGGUGUCGGUGCAACACCCCGUCAGGGUCGCGGCAGCAGCGGGCCCAUCACCCGCCCACUCCGACAGCCGCGGUGUGCCUAGCACCGCGGCCACCCAGCCACCCCGCAAACUCCAGACCACAUCUGCCGCCUCAGCAUCAGCAGCGGCGUUAACACCAGAUGCGUGCAGGCACGCUCGUGCCACUCUGGCCAGCUUCCUCGCCGCCGCCGUAACACUGACUAGCCCAUGGGGGCCGCUGGAUGCCGCCGCCGCUGUUGCCGCCACUGCGGCCACGCCCGCGGCUCCGACAGCGGCUGUUGCGCCUGCUACUGCUGCUGUUGCGGAGGGCCUGGCUGCUGCUGCCGCUGCCCCUGCGGCGACCACGGCUCCCGGCGUGCGCUUCACGGGGCCCGAGGUGCUGCAGCAGCUGCCGCCCCUGCCCGACACCUUCCCGCCGCUGCCGGAGCUCAAACUGCCCAAGUACACCACAGCCACGCUGCGCAACGGCCUGCGCGUGUUCCUGCUGCGGGACGACGAGGUGCCGCUGGUGCGAGCCACACUGCUCAUGCGGGGAGGCCAGUACGGCAGCCCGCCAGACAAGGUGGGCACUGCCACCCUGACGUCGUAUGUGCAGCGCGCCGGCGGCAGCACCGCCCACCCGGCCCCGGGCCUGGACACGCGGCUGGAGGAGCUGGCGGCGGCCAUUGAGCUAGGCGCGGGGCAGCAGGCGCUGAGUGCGGACAUGAGCUGCCUGGCCGAGGACGUGGAGGAGGUGAUGGGCCUCAUGGCGGAGGUGGUCAGGUCUCCCGCACUGCCAGCCGACAAGCUGUCGCUGUACCAGGCGCAGCUGUACAACGCCCUGGAGCACCAGAACGACUCGCCCGCGGCAGUGGCCCGCCGCAAGAUGACCAAGCUGCUGUAUGGGCCAGACUCCAUAUACGCGCGCACACCCACCAAGGCCAUGGUGUCCUCCAUCACUGUGGCCGACCUGGCCGCCUACGUGGCCACGUGGGAGCGGCCCGACGCCGCAGUGCUGGGCGUGGUGGGAGCCUUCGAGCCGCGCAGCAUGAUGGCACUCAUUGAGAAGGAGUUCGGGGACUGGGCGCCCGCGCCGGGGCAGCCAGAGCAGCCGCCGCCCGUGCCUCGCGGCCCGGCGCCCGCGCUGCCGCCGCAGGUGGAGGCGGCCGCGGCAAGCCGCAGCGCGGUGGCGGCGGCCGGUACGUCUUCGUCUUCAUCUGCUGCUGCGGCCGGCACACCGGCGGCUGUGGCGACCGCCGCUGGCGCCUCGUCGUCGGCGCUCUCUGCAACGACCCAGGUCGCGUCAGCGGGCGGUGCACCGGAGGCGGGGGCGGGGGCGGCGGACAGCUCUGCAGGGGCGGCGGCCACACAGGCCGAACAGGCCGCACAGGCCGCACCCGCGCCUGCACCCGCACCCGGCGGCGGCCGGCCCAAGCGGCCCAUUGUGUAUCUGGUGGACCGGCCCGGGCUGACGCAGGCCAACGUGCUGCUGGGCGAGCCCGGCAUCGCGCUGUCCGACCCGGACGUGUUCGCGCUGGACGCGUUGGGCGGCGUGUUCAACAGCUUCGGCGGCCAGCUGUUCGACACGCUGCGCAGCCGCGAGGGGCUGGCCUACAGCGUGUCUGGCGGCUGGGACAGCCCGCCAGACCACCCCGGGUUGUUCCUGGCAGGCGGCCAGACAUCAGCCCCCGGCGAGUUCCUGCGGUCGCUGCGGCAGCUGCUGGGCCGCGCCGCCGCCGAGCCGCCCAGCCUCAAGGAGCUGGAGGCAGCCAAGGCUGAGACGCUCAACUCGUUCGCCUUCAACUUCGCCUCCAGCUCCAACCAGCUGCAGCGCAUACUGGUGUACGACCUGCUGGGGCUGCCGCAGGACUACCUGUUCCGCUACUUCCGCGGCAUUGAGGACGUCAGCCGCUCCGACGUACUGGCGGCGGCGGCAGCGCACCUGCACCCCGAGAGCCAGGCGGUGGUGGUGGUGGCGGACCGGGAGCUGGCGGCGCCGUCGCUGGAGGCGGCCGGCUUCGAGGUGGUGCCCAUGAGGCUGGAGGACGCCUGAGGACAGAGGCGCGGCGGCUUGAAGUUGAAAGAAGGAGGCGGAUCCAGGAGGGGGCGGGAAAGGGUUGUGAGGAUGUGGUGUUGGGUGUGGUGGCUGACCAUGAUGUGUGGACGGGGAGAUGGCGGUGCUUGCAAGCGGAGCGGAGGGGCGGGGGGGUCCGAGGGAAACACGAAGGGCCGCUCUGAGGAGUGACCGCCCCAGGCCUGUCGUGAAACAGUGGUGUCACUUAACAGGCGCCCUUGCCAGAAUCCUUUGGCGCAUUGCAGUCAGCAUUAUUAUAUGUACUUCCCGGUGCAUCGGGGGUGGUUUAUCGAGGAGCAAACGAUGGAGGCUUGCAACUGGCCUGUCGCGC